This is a messenger RNA of Cryptosporidium ubiquitum, 477 nucleotides long. RefSeq lists its product as uncharacterized. NCBI's taxonomy places the organism in Eukaryota, Apicomplexa, Conoidasida, Eucoccidiorida, Cryptosporidiidae. The record is from RefSeq and is a predicted model, not a curated record. Gene Ontology annotation, biological process: endoplasmic reticulum to Golgi vesicle-mediated transport; Golgi organization; intracellular protein transport. The coding region runs from base 1 to 477 and encodes 158 amino acids. The transcript is spliced from 2 exons. Gene Ontology annotation, cellular component: Golgi apparatus; endoplasmic reticulum; endoplasmic reticulum-Golgi intermediate compartment.
AUGCUAAAAAGUACAUUGAUUACUUUGAGUGUUAUAGCAGAUGAGCAUGUUAAUAUUCAAAUUAUUGAUGAGAAUCACAUACUUUUUGAGUCAAAGGAGAAAAACCCAAAAGCUGCAUUCACUACAAUUAAAACUGGAAUACACCGUUUUUGUUUUAUUAAUACCUCAAAAGAAGAAAAUUGGGUAUCAAUAGCUUUAAAAUGGGGCCCAGGAGCAUAUGACUCUGGAUCUAUCGCAAAUAAGGCAGAUUUUGAGCCAAUAGACUUAGCUAUGAUGAAUGUUAAUAUUGCUCUAAAGGAAUAUCAGGCAAAUAUCAAACAGAUGAAAGACCUCGCAAAUAUUGUCCAGAAUGCUACGAGCAAAGCUUCAAGUAAAAUUGCGGCUUUUUCAAUUUUCAAUAUUGUCUCCAUAAUCAUAAUAAAUAUUGUACAAACUCUCUAUAUAAAGAAAUUUUUUAGGUCUAGGAAACUAAUAUAG